ACAUGGCGACCAUGAAGAAGCUUCUCGCUGGAGAAACCAGCAUCUGAACUCAAUUUGGUUCCACAAAAGCAGCUUGAACUGCGUCUGGAAGUGGAUGUAAAAUAUUUUGUCAAUUGGGAAAUAUACACGGGAAUUGUCCACAGUUUUAAGACGGGGCUGGAUGGUAGCAGGACAGAGCACCAUGGUGGAGCCCAAGCCCAGAGCAUCAGCAGCCCAGCGUCUUGAAGCCCAGGAGACUCUGGGUAUCAGCACCCUGGACCCUGGCCACAGGCCGCCCACCAUGCCCCCCGGACGCCAUGUCACCAUCAAGGUCCGCAUGUUGGAUGACACAGAGGAGGUCUUUGACAUCUCGCAAAGAGCCUCAGGCAAGGUGUUGUUUGACCUGGUGUGUACCCACCUGAACCUCGUUGAGGGAGACUACUUCGGCCUAGAAUACCAACACCACAAGAUGAUGGUUUGGUUAGACCUCCUAAAGCCUAUUGUCAAGCAGCUAAGACGGCCCAAGCACACAGUCCUGAGAUUUGUGGUGAAGUUCUUCCCCCCAGACCACGCCCAGCUACUGGAGGAAUUGACCAAGUACCUCUUCGCCCUGCAGAUCAAGCAUGACCUUGCCUGCGGACGUCUGACAUGCAACGACAGUAGCGCAGCCCUGCUGGUCUCCCAUAUUAUCCAGUCUGAGAUUGGGGACUUUGAGGAGAGCCAGAGUCGGCAGCACCUCCUCAACCACAGCUACAUUCCUGACCAGAUGGCUUUGAUGGACAAGAUCAUGGAGUUUCACUCCAAGAAUGGGGGUCAGACGCCAGCAGAGUCAGACUACCAGCUGCUGGAGGUGGCACGCAGGCUGGAGCUGUAUGGGGUUAGACUACACCCUGCCAAGGACCGCGAGGGCAGCAAGCUGAGCCUGGCCGUGGCACACACUGGUGUCCUGGUCUUUCAGGGGCACACCAAGAUCAAUGCCUUCAACUGGUCCAAAGUGCGCAAAUUAAGCUUCAAGAGAAAGCGAUUUCUCAUCAAGCUCAGACCAGACCUGAACAGCUCAUACCAGGACAGUCUGGAGUUCCUGAUGGGUAGCAGGGACUGCUGUAAAGUCUUCUGGAAGAUCUGUGUGGAAUACCAUGCCUUCUUCCGCCUCUUUGAGGAGCCCAAAGCAAGGCCCAAGCCUGUCCUCUUCACCCGAGGCUCCUCCUUCAGAUUCAGCGGUCGGACACAGAAGCAGGUGAUUGAUUAUGUGAAGGACUCUGAGUUUAAGAAGAUCCCGUUUGAAAGGAAACACAGUAGGGUCCAGCACAGCAGAAGCCGUCCAUCUCCGCUGUCUUCCCCUCACGCCCCUCAAGUGCCAAAAGAAAGUGUGAGCGGUGCUCCAGGAGACAGAGCGGAGGUGGACUCUCCGCCCCACCGUCACUGGAAGGAGUCUGUGAACGCUGAGGACCCGUCAGCCCUGCGGAUCAAAGGCAGCCCUUCCAUCCAUAGGAACGUGGGACACGGCGAGGACAGGCCAGGCCCCGGGGCAGAACCAGGCCCAGCCAGGCAGCCCCACCCAGACCAUCUGAACACAGGGGUGGUGUCCAACAGCCCUCAUCCCUCCGCCUUCUCCGUUAACUCCCAUGGCGUUGUCAACGGUCAGAUGCCGGUCGAACUCUGUGGUCACAGUCCGGACGUUCGGCAGCCCUCUCCCCUCACCAGUCCCUUGCUCAACGACGCUGGCAGUGUGCGCACCGACGAUGAAGAUGAGGUUCGGAGGAAGAGGUUCCCUACCGACAAGGCCUACUUUAUCGCCAAGGAGCUGCUGACCACAGAGAGGACCUAUCUGAAGGACUUGGAGGUGGUGACUGUGUACCGAACCUCCUUCCUCCUGCAGUACCGAACCUCCUUCCUCCUGCAGUACCGAACCUCCUUCCUCCUGCAGUACCGAACCUCCUUCCUCCUGCAGAACCGAACCUCCUUCCUCCUGCAGUACCGAACCUCCUUCCUCCUGCAGUACCGAACCUCCUUCCUCCUGCAGUACCGAACCUCCCCCUCCUGCAGUACCUACCGUACCUCUCCUCUCCUGCAGUACCGAACCUCCUCCCUCCUGCAGUACCGUACCUCUCCUCUCCUGCAGUACCUCCCCUUCUAUCUGAGUCUCCGUGCCGCCAACCUGGGGGGGGGGGGGGGGGUGAAGCUGGAGGAAGGUUGUGGAUUUCAGGGCCUGGGGCUCCAGCAUGUGAGUGGUCUAGUGGGGGACGGGGGUUAUGUUUUGGGGACGGGGGUUAUGUGUACAGAGGCCAGUGGGGGCAGGGGGACGGGGGUUAAGUGUGGGGACAGGGGGGCAGUGGUAGGGGGACAGCUGUAG
Messenger RNA from Salvelinus namaycush (lake trout), 2332 nucleotides. Its product is annotated as FERM, ARHGEF and pleckstrin domain-containing protein 1. The record is from RefSeq and is a predicted model, not a curated record. Lineage: Eukaryota; Metazoa; Chordata; Actinopteri; Salmoniformes; Salmonidae. Gene Ontology annotation, molecular function: guanyl-nucleotide exchange factor activity; cytoskeletal protein binding. Gene Ontology annotation, cellular component: cytoskeleton. The transcript has 18 exons. The coding region runs from base 161 to 2332 and encodes 723 amino acids.